AUGUCUUACGCUCCAGCAAAUAGAUUCCUGGAUGCGAGCAUUACAAUAUACGCAAAUGGCGACGAUGAAUGCGACGACCCACGGCACGUCCGGCCGUUCAAAUGGCCCACAAACCCUCAAGCGGGCAGUUUAUUGUGUAAACACAAAUCGCAAUUCCGCCUCGGUUGGGCCGUUAACGCCGCGCUCACGCGAGUCACGUUGGCGAUAUCUGUGUGGACAGCACCAGGUGUUCCGAGGGCGGUAACUCGUCAGCGCAAUAAUUCAGCCCAUCCGACUGAAGAUGGAGACCCUCGCUGUCGGGUUACAGUAAUGAGCGUCGCUUAUACGCAACUCCUG
Messenger RNA from Iphiclides podalirius (scarce swallowtail), 336 nucleotides. NCBI's taxonomy places the organism in Eukaryota, Metazoa, Arthropoda, Insecta, Lepidoptera, Papilionidae. The record is from the annotation of a GenBank genome assembly.